AUGAGUCUAGAGGAGAGACUCACAGACACAUUCAACGACGUGCUCCGAACGUCCGGCUACAUCUUCGAGAUCAUCAACAACAACAAGCGCCAGAGCAAUCUCAUUGCCGGCCCCAACAACCAACUUAUUCCCGGCCCCGUGACCAACCAGCUUGCCAAAAGCAUUGCCCAAUUCGACUUGAUUCUAGACGAAACCUUGGGCCGCUUCAACGACGCGCGGUGGUGUGUCGAGCAGAUCGUCGACAACCGCCAGCGGCAGGAAGAGCUCAAGGCACAGGAGGAGAUGGAGCGGCAGAAAAAGGCCGAGAGCGAGCGCAAGAAGAAGGAGGAGGAAGAGGCCGCCCGCAAGAAGAAGGAGGACGAGGAGGCGCGCGCAAAGGAGGCCAGCGAGCGCGAGAAACAGGCCAAGGAGCAGCAGGAGCGCGAGCAGAAGGCGCGCGACGAACAGAAGAAGAACGAGUCCGCUUCAGGGGCAGCUACCGCCGCUACCAAUAAUAGUGAUACUAGUGCGACUACCAAAGGCAAUUCGACGGCAAAGACGGAUGGCCUGAUGAUGGACUCGGCGUUCGAUCUAGACUUGGACUUGGACAAGGACCAGGACUUGUUGAACCCGCUGGAUAUCUUGUCCACGAUCAGCUACAAGGACGGCAGCGGCGCGCCCAGCAAGCUUGACGCCAGUCUCGAUAGCAUGAACUUGGACUUCGAUGCGGUGUUGAGCGGCGGGCAGUCUGUGUUGGAGGAUUUGAACAUGGAUCUCUUGGACCAGGACUUCGAUGCGGGCCAGGGAAUGGAGGAGGAGUUCGAUGUGGAUACAUUUUUGAACCAGAUUGGAAAUGGAGAUUGA
This is a messenger RNA of Australozyma saopauloensis, 843 nucleotides long. It is a transcript of the gene CTA26, whose product is annotated as Cta26p. The transcript has a single exon. NCBI's taxonomy places the organism in Eukaryota, Fungi, Ascomycota, Pichiomycetes, Serinales, Metschnikowiaceae. The coding region runs from base 1 to 843 and encodes 280 amino acids. The record is from RefSeq and is a predicted model, not a curated record.